This is a messenger RNA of Cataglyphis hispanica, 6995 nucleotides long. RefSeq names its product serine/threonine-protein kinase GL21140. NCBI's taxonomy places the organism in Eukaryota, Metazoa, Arthropoda, Insecta, Hymenoptera, Formicidae. Gene Ontology annotation, biological process: intracellular signal transduction; protein phosphorylation. The transcript is spliced from 6 exons. Gene Ontology annotation, molecular function: ATP binding; protein kinase activity. The record is from RefSeq and is a predicted model, not a curated record. The coding region runs from base 154 to 3507 and encodes 1117 amino acids.
CAGAAAGUUUGAGUCGUUGCCGCUGCCACGAAAAUGUCAGCUCGCUUGUGGCUGGUGAUGAUUAACUCUAAAGCGCUUCUGUAAACUAGCUUCUUGUUUCCUUCUAAGUGUUACUGAGACGCUCGACCGUGUUUUGCUCGGCUUGCGAGCAGAAUGAUGGGCGAACCACUCAACCAAGGUGCUUCACCGUCUAGCGGGGGCAACUUUUCAGCAGGUAGUAGUGGUGAUCUCGAUUCGUCUACUAUAGUGAGUCUGGAUGAAAGGAUAUUGGACAUCACAUCGCGACACACCUUAAGCGUUCUCAGGACACCACCCACUAAAAAGGCUAAGAGAGUCCGAUUUUUUCGCAAUGGAGAUAAGUAUUACACAGGUGUGGUAAUGGCAGUAACGCCAGAAAGAUAUCGCAGUUUCGACAGUCUUGCAUCUGAUCUGACACGUGCCUUGGUAUCGAGUGUAACUCUACCAAACGGUGUUCGUGCGAUUUAUACCAUGGACGGCCGUAAGAUACAAAGCGUCAGCGAUUUGGAGGAUGGCAAGUGCUAUGUGGUAUCUGGCCAAGGUGAGAUUUUUAAGAAGGUUGAAUAUUCGGCAUCCAAGGUCCGCCGAGGCAGCUCUUUGUCUGGAUUACCACAGUCACCGGCGGCUAGUAGUAGCGGCGGUGGCACCGGCAGGCAGAUCAGCGCCAUUCCGCUGUGCGUGAAAGCGCGCAUCGUGACGCUGAUCCGCCACGGUACCAAGCCGCGUAAAGUAGUAAGGCUGUUGCUGAAUAAGCGUAAUGCACCCAGUCUUGAGCAUGCGAUGAAGGCUAUUACAGAAGCAGUAAAACUUGAUUCUGGAGCGGUAAGAAAGGUGUAUACAUUGUCGGGUCAGCAAGUCACUUUGCUCGAGCAAUUUUUCGAAAGCGACAUCUUUGUGGCGUAUGGUCCUGAAAAGUCUAUACAAGAGGACUUUGAGCUAGACUUCGAGGAGAGUAAGUGUGUGCAGAGUUUUCGACGAUGUCCAUGGAGUUCUAAACGACAGAGCGGUCCGAUGCCACGUAUGCCGAGAAAGUCUGGCAAGAAAAUGCUCACUACGCCGCAAGUUAGGACCCCCAGUCCAUCAUCUUUGAUACUGCCACAACCAUUGAGGUUACACUACACAGUGGGGCAUGUUAUUGGAGAUGGAAACUUUGCUGUCGUUAGGCAUUGCAUUCAUAAAUCUACUGGUGCUGAAUACGCUAUGAAAAUUGUGGAUAAAUACAAGUGUCAGGGGAAAGAGACGAUGCUAGCAAGCGAGGUGGCGAUUCUAAGGCAAGUCUGCCACCCCAACAUAAUCAGCUUAAUUGCAGAGCAAGAGACUACUGAUCAGCUGUUCUUAGUUAUGGAACUCGUCAAGGGGGGAGAUUUGUUUGAUGCAAUCGCAGCUGCGACGAAAUUUUCUGAAGCAGAGGCAAGCGUCAUGAUUGGUCAUCUGACUUCUGCCUUGGCUUAUUUGCAUUCUCAUCACAUUGUACACCGCGAUGUUAAACCAGAAAAUCUUCUAGUUGAAAUGGAUGGAAGUCACGUUAGAUGCUUGAAGCUGGGCGACUUUGGACUUGCGCAAGUGGUGCGAGAACCUUUAUACACGGUUUGUGGUACUCCCACUUAUGUGGCACCGGAAAUUCUCGCCGAAACUGGAUAUGGUUUAAAGAUUGAUGUAUGGGCGGCCGGUGUGAUUCUGUAUAUUCUUUUGUGUGGCUUUCCACCUUUCGUAUCGGUAGAGAAUGAGCAGGAGGAGUUGUUUGAACGUAUUCUGAGUGGCCAAUAUGAAUUUACAUCACCAUACUGGGAUACGGUAUCGGAUUCGGCGAAGCAAUUAAUUUCGAACAUGCUGCAAGCACAACCGGAACUUCGCUUCAGUGCCGAGGAUGUGUUAGAUCAUCCAUGGCUCGCGCAGAGCUUUCUAGGAGGCGAGCAGACCGCAGCAGCAACAACCACCGACGCAUCGACGGAGCAACACCGGUAUCAGCAGUGUAAGCCGAUAAGAUUGGCUACUUUUGAGUUCGACUUUAAAAAGCAGCGCAGUCAACGGCAAGAAACCGAUCACGUCAAAACAAGAGUUGAAUGGAAGGACCUCAAUCAUCGCGACGCACUUGAACUUAACGAUAUCUUAAGAAAGCAAGAUAAACAGGAUUGCGACGAUAUCGACUUUGCCAACGGCAAUCACAGCGAGGAUGAGCCAGUGUUCCUUAGUUUUGACUCUUUGAGAAACAUCCACAGCUUAAGUCAAUCGAUGCAUGAUCUGAUAGAUAAUUUGAAUGAUAACAGAAUACCACGAUGUCGUCUCAAGUCGCAAAGCGCUACUUCUUCGCUCAACAGCAUUUCGGAAAAUUUAAACACGUAUAAUUAUCAUAGCAGUUUGUCAACUCGUUGCGACGAAGUUACCGUAAAGACUGCCAUUCCCACUGCAACUCCCAUUAAUCAUCGAGGCGACGAGAAAAAUGAAAACUUGCCGAAGGAAACAGAACAUCUUGACUUAAACUGCGAGACGCCCAAGUCGUCGAGUAAAUUUGCCUCUGUGAAUCGGCAAAGUAAAUGUAAUAGGAAAAACUUGUGCGAUAUGAAUCGCGAUGAUAGCGAGAACAGAUUUAACAAUGAUGACUUUCGCAACAGCAACAUAACCGUGUCAACAUCAAGCGAUAGCUUAACCGGUAACAGCUCGAUUGGCAACGAUAUCGAGACUUCCGACAGUUUCGUAAACAUUCAGUUCGCGCGUUUAACGCAUGGACAAAAGUCAAGCUCGACACAAAGUAUGGAAUCAACCGAUAGCUUCGAGAAUGUGAGUUUCCGAUACGCGCACCAAAAUAACUGUCUUGCGAAUCGUCCUUUGCAAAUUUCUUCGCAACUCACUGUUAAUCAGGAUCAGAAUAAGUCUGCCGCGAAAAUGUUACAAACCCGAAUACAAUAUUCAACUGCGCUGAGGUCGCCCAAACUGGACAUUCACCCUGAUAAGAAGAACUGCAACAGCUUGAGAGUUCAAGAAACAGACAAAGAAGUGAAGAACGAACCGAUAAAGCUGCGGCAUGAAAGAUAUAUUAAUAGGAAAAUCCCGAUAGAUUCCAGAAAUGUCAGAAGCAAGAGAUAUAGCUGCUACUCAUCAUGCGCGGCAAAAAGAUCACCUGAAGAGUUGCGCGAUGGCGACAAAGUUACGACGCGGAAAUUCAGUUCAACGGAUGAAUUGCGCGAUGAAGUGAGGCAGAGGACAACGACGCGAUCAAAACGAUUCAGUUUAUUCUACACGCCGCAGCCAUUAAGGAAGAUGUACGAGGGCGAGGCAAAAACUGGGAAGAUCGCGUGCAAAUCGGUGAAUCGUGCCCAGAAAUCUGAGAGUAAGAGGAGAGAUGCAGAAGAAGCAGAGAAAGAGAGAUUAGAUAAGAACCGAAGAUCAUCAGUGAUUGACGCUUCGACGGUCGCCAGCAGAAGCAAGUCCAACAGGCAGAAUGUUCACGUGAGACCGAGUGCUUUAGUGAAUACAAACAGGACAAAGUGAUAACGAGUAGAGUGGUAAAGAAUUAAAGUGAUUAGUCAUGAGGACAUGCGAAUGUUUAAUCACUAUAUGUGAUAGAGUUCAAAGUUCAAUAUAAUUGCUUUAAAAAUGAAACAUCAAUUGCAACGGUUUAUGUUGGUUAAAGCAAUUGAAAUUGGUCAGGAAUUGCUCUCCGGACGCAAGACGACCGAAAAGGCAAGUUUCGUCGAAGUUGAAGACUAUUUUCCUAAUUAUAUGUAUAUGCGCGUUGAGGAGUUUUGCAUUGCUUUAUUAUAAGUUUUAUUAAAAUCAGCAACUAAAAUGGGAAAGUAACUAAAGUAAAAUUUGGUGCAGAAAUAAACAACCUAUCAAAUCUAUUUAAUUUGAGUCUCGCAAGAGAUUUUAGAUCUUCAAAUAUAUCUUAAAUAUCAACGAAAGACUACAAUGAAAAAUAUUGCAAAAUUUUUAGAAAAAUUAUUUGUACAAUAUAGUUUCUUUUUCUUCUUUAGUUAUAGUAGAAAAGCAAAAUAUUAAAUAAAUAUCAAACUACACAAAAAGAUUCAAAGGUUACAAUAUCUUUUAGGAAUAUUUUCUUUGAUAAAAUAGCAUUGCAAAAUGAUUAUGUUAAUGAUUAACUAGGAGAGAGAGGAUAUAGUUCUACAAAAUAGAGUAAUAAUAUUUUUUAUCGACAAAGAUCAAUAGGCAAUAUAUAUAACAUGGAAUAAUUUGAAUGGGAAACUUUUUAAAUGCGCGUAUAUUUCCACAGAAUUCCUGUUGCUGUUGAAAACUAAAUAGCUAACAGAGACCAAAGACAGAUAUAUAAUGGUAAAGUACGAGAUUUUUAAUAAAUUAUAAUGAAACCGGAUUAAAUAUACUAUACAAAUAUACUAUGCAAAAAUUACACUUACCAGUGUUAAUUUUCGGGAUUAAUUUAGAAGAUUUGCUAACAAUUAGUCCCGAUUACAAUACGUCCCUUUUUAGAAAUAUCCUUAAUUAUAGAAUAUAAGAAUAAAAAAAUAUAUAAUUAAUCUUAAUUAUAAUGCUAACCGACAUUAUACAAUUAGUCUCGAAUCAUCCGAGUUUGGAAGCUGAUUGUAACAAAAUAUUAUUACGAAAGUAGUAGUGGAUUUCGCGAUAAUGAAGGUAAUGAUGACGAUAGAGGCGGAUGGGCUUCGAAUUAAGAACAAAACAUGCCAAAUGCAUUUAAGUAGAUUAUUUUGUAUCGAAUGUUUGCGUAAGUUUAGCUGUAGGUAUAAAACGCAUAUAAACGAAGUAUUCUAUCAAUCCAUUUGGUUCCAUGACGCGAAAAAAAUUUUAAGAGGUAAAAAUUAACUUUAUGAUAAUUUUUAAUUGCGCUUGUUUAUAUUAUUGAUUGCAUAUUUUGUUUAAAAUUAAAUUCAUCUUAAGAAGGAAUGCGAUUUUGGACUAAAGGAUAUAUUUUGAAUAAUUUCUUGAUAGACGAAAUGUAAUAAGAUCGUAAAAGAGUUGAAAAGUAAUAAGAGAGAGGAUUAAAAAUUUAGAAAUGUUAAACUUUCCAAUUUUAAAAAGACGCGAGUGAUUGAUAUUAAUAACGCAAGAAUUUUCACAGACAAAGGGCGAUGGAUUAGACGAUUUUUUGAAAUGCUCUGCAUAAAUGUAGUGCAAAUUAAACUUGUGCUCAAGAAAGGAUGAUGAAAGAAUUAUUUUUGUAAAGGCACUGCGAAAUUAUAUUUUAUCAAUAAAGUAUGACCCUGAUAAAUUAAUGAACAAGCACAUGCACUGCAAAAAAGAAAAAAAAAUAUGACUGUAAUUAAAAUUAUUUUUAUAGGUGUUGAUAAAAUGAAGACAAGAAUUGACUGAAUUAUUUUUAUCAAUUUAGUGUGUGGAAAGUAUACUUAGUUAAUUUGAAAUAAGGUUAACUAAAAUAGCGCAAAAAUACAUGUUUCUGUGAAAAUGAUUAUGAAUUAGGCUUACAAUGUAUUAAUUUCAUAGAAGUGUGCGCAAAAUUAUAUUUAUAUUUUCAUAUUUUUUAUAGCUCAUGAAAUAUAUAUAUAUAUAUUGAUAUAUUGUUUUAAAUCUAGAUUUAAACAGUUGAGAACAUAAAUAUUUUAAAUUUAAAUUAUAUUGAAAUUAGAAAAAAGUACAAGAUAAUUUUUGAAUUUUUGGAAAUUCCCAAAAUAAUAAAAAAAAUAAAAAAGAUUACUCAGCAAUAUUAGCAAGUAAAUUUCUCUGGAAUAUAUAAAGAUUCUGUCAAAUCUUUCUUGAUUCAAUUUAAUGAAGAGAAUCGUCAAUAUUAUUGUAACAUCGCGCUCUUUGUCCCUCGAUUCUUAAUAAUCUAAACAUCUAUCUAUCUCGCUUUGCUGCAGUGCUUCUCCAAAUACGAUUUUUGUAACGCGAUUGUGUGAUAUCUGUGGACAAAUUUUAUAUAUAUAUAUACAUAUAUAUAUAUAUAUAUAUAUAUAUAUAUAUAUAUAUAAUUGCGUUGACAUGUCUAAGACUCAGUUACUCGCGAAAUAAUAGAAAUAGUGUCAUUACUGUGAUUUGUUCGCUCGUCAUUUGUUUACUCGCGGAAUUCCGUCUAAUUUAUAUUUGCGAGUUUCUUAAUGAUUGAUAAUUAGUAUUUUUUUUGUUUCUUGUUCUCGUUUCGUUGUUUUGUCCUUAAUAUCGUAAUAAGCACACCGUGCGCAAUUUAUGGUAGUCUUAAACGUGAUUCACGCCAAAUAUUAAGAUGCAUAUGCAUACAUAUUGUGACUCUAGCUAUUUAUAUUAUAUUUUAUUAUUAUUAUUAUUAUUAGUAUUAGUAUUAUUAUUAUUACACAUGUAUAAAUAUAAAUAUGAUAUUCGCACAAAGGCAGGUCUUUUAUUGAUAUCACGCGGCUUUCUAUUUGUGAAUCAGCUAUAUCUAUUUGAAUUACAAUUUGCAGACACAAAAAAUUAAAAAAAUCUUUUAUCAACAUGUCAGGUUUGCGAUAUUCGGGCUUAUUUUUUCAAAAUACGUACUCUGUAUAAAUAUGAUGAAUCAAAUGUUUUAAUAACUCAUAAGUCUUUCAUAUAAAACAUGUUUCAAUGUAUGAAAGUGGAUUAAUUUUAAUUAUGCAGAUAAUCGGAAUUUAGGAAAAUAUAUUCAAUAAAUUUGUGAAAUAAUUAAUAUAUAAUUAUGAAUAUUAUAAUUUCUCUUUAAAACAUUUUGUUUGAUAUUAUAAUUUUCGAUAAAAUUAAACGUUUGAAUUAUUUGCCAGAUCGAGAGAAAACGAUAAUUUUUUUGCAUUUCUAGUAUAUAUUAGCAAGCGAAUAUAUCACAACAUAUUAUAUAUUACUUGUGCAAUAGAUUGUACCAAUUGCAUGCGACGUUCCAGAGCAAUCAAGAGAGAGAAUUUAUACUUUAUUAAUAUUUCAAUUAUUCGCGAUUAACACGCACACACAUACACACGCAGAAAUGCAUUGGCAAAUAUAUUUAAUGUACUGCCACGAAACUUAUUUGUAUUAUAUUUAUAUUGGAAAAUAUAAUUACAGAAUUUCACACAUUCACCGCA